This is a messenger RNA of Pogonomyrmex barbatus (red harvester ant), 3823 nucleotides long. RefSeq names its product CCHC-type zinc finger nucleic acid binding protein (gene CNBP). The record is from RefSeq and is a predicted model, not a curated record. NCBI's taxonomy places the organism in Eukaryota, Metazoa, Arthropoda, Insecta, Hymenoptera, Formicidae. Gene Ontology annotation, molecular function: zinc ion binding; nucleic acid binding.
GAACGAAAGCCGAUCUUGUUCCUUUCGUAAUCAAUGAUCACCGCGAGCCGUUUCGUUCGGAGUUCCUCUUCUAAGUUUAUCCAUCGAAAACACCACUUUUCGUGGAUCUUUGUCGUUGUAGGACGAAUCGUAUCAUCUCGUUUGGCAUAACGGAGUAGGUAAGUUUGUGUGAACCACUUCAGCCCAGAAAUAAAAAUGAGUUCGAGCGCCUGUUAUAAAUGUAAUCGUAUGGGCCACUUUGCACGGGAGUGUCCACAAGGUGGUGGUGGAGGCAGAGGUGAUCGCGGACGCGACCGAGACGGCGGCUUUGGACGUGGUCGAGAGAAGUGCUUCAAAUGCAAUCAAUUUGGACACUUUGCACGUGAAUGCAAGGAGGAUCAGGAUCUCUGCUAUCGCUGCAACGGUGUCGGUCAUAUAGCGAAAGACUGUCAACAGGUUAGUGGGCCGGAGCUGAGUUGUUACAAUUGCAACAAGACUGGUCAUAUGGCGCGCAGCUGUCCGGAGGGUGGCAAUGAUUCUGGACGUUUCGCAAUGCAAAGCUGCUACAAUUGCAACAAGACCGGCCACAUCGCUCGCAACUGUACCGAGGCUGGUGGCAAGACUUGCUACAUUUGUGGCAAGACUGGUCACAUAAGCCGUGAAUGCGAUCAGGAUGACAGGAAGUAGGAGAUCCUAACCGGAAUCCGUGCCGCUCGCUUAACGAUAACGACAACCCGUUUACCGUCGCGCGCGCCACUACCGGGGAUUGUAGCUAGAUAGGGAUGUACGGACGUAAGUCGUUAACGUAUAUCUCGUUGACGCGUACAAUUCACAGAGGACGCGUGUCGUCGUCGCCAUUGAUGUCAAUGUCAUCGUUGAUUGUCAUAUUGCAUAUGACGCGUUCGAUGUCGCUGGCGGCGUUGCCAUCGUGUCAUCAUAAUCAUCGUAAUCGUUCGGAUUUCCAUCUCUCCAUGCUCCCAACUCCUGGAGGCUAGCCCAUCCCUCAAAGGCCCUCCUCGCCCCUAUUCCUAAUCUCCUUCCCCUCUUUGCCCACCGUUGUUCUCUUCGCAAGGAAUUUUUUUUCUUAAUGAUGUCUUUAAGUUUUUAUUGCUGUUACACACCAAUGCCCUUCAUAAGCGCAUACUUGGGACUACGUGUGAAUGAGCAUAAAGUUCAUUGUACGAAAAAUUUGGCAACAAGUUUAUAUUUACACGUAUAUGAUACACCUACACCACAUAAAGACAUUGAUACACAACACGUGUCACGCGACAUACACACGUAUGUAAUAAUAUUAUAAACAUUCUCUUAAAUUAGAGUAGAGACAUGAGUCCUUUGUCCCCCUGACUUUCAAAUUGUCUUGUACGUGCAUUGUUUUCUAAUGCAAGAUGUCUGGAUUUUCGAGAAGUUCAUAUGUAGCCUCGCAAGAUUCGGCGCGUGGUUGGCGAUCUUGCGCGGUUUCAAAUAUGUGAAACUAACGCUAGAUUUUGCGCGAUUCGUGAUUCACGGCUUUUGAUUUCAUUGAAACACUAUAUAAAUAGUGAAUUGCAAGCUAGAAAUGGCGCGAAUCGCGUAUAACCUGGGGCUAGCUUAACGCGCAAGAUUCCAUCCACGCGCUGUCUAGACGGCUCUCGCAUUUGUACGAAUCAAGUAAAUUUUAUCAAACGACUGAUAUGAUUAACAAUAAAAAAAAAAGAUAGAUAUCGCCAUUCGGCGGCAUGUUAACAGAGAGGAACGUCUUCGCCAUAUUGACACGAUUCAUGAACAAGUCAUAAGGCACAGAUUCACGUCGUAUCACUUUUCGCAUCCACGCAUCUUGUAUUCUCCGGUCCUCCCUCUCGAACUCUCUAGCCGACACUCAUGAAUCGACAAAUGAAGGAAGGAAGAAAGGAAAGAAAGAAAGAAAGAAAGAAAGAAAAAAGGAUUCGGAAGCGAACGCGGGCAAAAGGAAAAAAAAUAUGCGAGAUACACAUGCCGGCCCUGGAUGCAUAAAAAUAAGAUGUAGUAACGCUAAUUUUUAAUGUGUAAGGAUGUAAUGAGGAUCUCACCCGAGCUGUUAUAUCGAUUUUGCGUUUUUUUUUUUUCUUUCUUUUUAUAUAUACGACUCGUCUAGUUUCGUAUUAGGUACGAACCAAGGGAAAUAUAGCUAUAGGAUUGUCAGUGUUUACAGGUUUAUAUGCAAUUAUAAUCACAUCCUCGUACUUCGACGAAGUAGGGCGAAAGAGAGAAAAAGAAAACUCGUGCGUUUUCUUCGAUUUUUUCUGAACGUAAAAAAAAAAGAGAUACGUUGCGAUUAAUAUCAGUAAGAUACGUCCGAAAUGGUCGCUACAUCGAUAUAUGUGUAUAUAUACAUAUAAACACGGUGAUCUGUACACAAAAGUUGACACAUUUUGUACGUACAAUCAUAAUUGUUAAUGACAAGACUAUAGACUCAUAUUGUUCAUAUUGUCGCCGGAUUGUUAGUGGGCCUGCGAUAAAAGUGGAGGCCACAGGAGGAAGUGUACCAACCUUACUAUAUCCUUACAUGUUGCUGAAAAUACUUCGUUACUAGCUAUAUGUAUAUAUAUAUAUGCACAUAUGUGUAUACAUAUAUUUAUGCAUAUGUGCAGGAGCUGUAUUUUGUACUGUAAAAAGCUAGCUUAUACUCUGGUCGUUGCUGGUGACUAAUUCCGAUGAUACGAUUCUCCUUUGUAUUUCCACGAGAAAAAAAAUUAUAUUUUUCAUGUGUAUAGAGUACAUGCCGAGAUUGAAUACUCUUUUUUUUUUUGUUUUUCCUAACUCAUAAGUUGUAGGAACAAAAUUUUUAUAGAUGCGAUCGAAGAAAAGGAAAUUGACUGAUCGGGGAGAAAAGAAAGAAAAAUAAAGCUGUUCCCUGCCGCAUGCAGAAGGGACGCGACCACUUUACGCUUGACGCGAGUACAAAGCGACAUUGUUUCUUAAACGAAAAGGAAGAGGAGAAUGCGAGCGCGCCUAGCAAACACGACGAAAUUAUGUUAAUAAGAGCCGCGAUCCGUUCGAUCGUGGCGCGUCAGUGUUCAUGAAGAAUAAGAAAAAAAAAAAAACGCAACGCGAGUACACACAGCACAACGCAAUUAGGAUAAGACGUGAUUAGAUUCCCGAAUACUUUUUUGAAAUGAAAGUCCUGACCACGUUUACGCCAAGUAGCCUCAGCGCGCGAUACGCAGUAUCAAUUCGAUCAUCCGGAAGCCGGACGGCGGGUCUCUGCAAGCCCAAAGGAAGGCGGAUCGCGUUCGCGAGCUUCCGUGGUUUUACCAGCAGCGACAAUUGUGUAUUAACGUUCAGAAGCCAGGCGUGCCUGACUGUCUCUCGGUGGAAGGAAGGCCCGGGCCGCCGUCCGCCUCCCGGGGUCGACGGCGCACCCGGAGGUGUUUCUUAUAGUAACCCAGGUGUCCUGCAGCAAUUUUAUACACUUACCACACUGUUCGGGGACUUAAAAAAAUGCCGGAUCUCAUUGCGUAGCUUCGGUGUGCUAGUGCUCACGACGAGACUUGGAGAGGAUCAAACAAAUUGUACUUCGCUAUAUUGGACCUUCGCGUACCUCUGGCGUUACCAACGCACGGACACACGUCGGACCAAGAAUUCCGAACAAUGCGAGGUGUCUAGACGUACUGAAGAGUCGGGAUAUCCAUCGCGUUUGAUCCUCGAGGAUCAUCUCGUUCAUCCGUCAUCUCGGUCGAAGACUCGAUUCCUUUGCCUCUCGAUUUAGAGAAGAGAUAAAGAUCGAGGGCACGAUCGAUGUUGGAUAUCCCGGUGCUAUAGACGUUGUUAGACUUUUCUCAAAUUUUUAUACCGUCUGGUUGAGAACGUAAAAGAGUACACAUCACGA